Molecule: messenger RNA, 3988 nt
Organism: Geodia barretti
Lineage: Eukaryota; Metazoa; Porifera; Demospongiae; Tetractinellida; Geodiidae
Source: the annotation of a GenBank genome assembly
CCCCCGCGUCUGGUACGUCCGUUUUCACACACUGAGAGGGCUUGAGCACAAAGACUGAUGGCUAAGUCCCGCAGUACUGAUGGAGCGAUCCUUACACCUGUGUGCACGCUGCUUUGGAAGUUCAUCGCAAUUUCACUUUAUCUCGGAGCUUCGACCGCUGCAGUCCGAGUCGAUGGGGUGCGCAGAAAUUUGUCUGAAAUACGCUACCACUUCACUCCCUGCGGUGCAGUGGGAAGGCUAGGACCGACGUACGAUGAGUGCCUGCGGUACUACGCUUCCGUGAACUCACCUAUCGCCCGCGAUGGAGUCCUGAGCGACACAUACAGUUCCAGGUAUCCAGGCUCGCAGUCUUUUAGGCCUCCGAGAGUCACUGAAUGGAACUUGACCAUCGCUGGAGCUGCAGGAGGUCGCGGGUUAUGCAACAUUCUGCAAGGAACGGGGCUGGUUCUGAGCUUACCAAAAGUUGUCUUCGGUUCUCAAGAGGAUAUUAUUGUGUUGGCAGGGCAGAGAGGUUUAGGUCCGUGUGAUAUAGCAACACCCGAAGAUCUUGGUCACUCCCUCUGCGAAAUUUCACCUCAGAACAUCAGCAGUGCAUUGGAGUGUAGAGAUUCCUACUCUCACUGGUUGUUCUCUACCUUCGCUGGCGUAGCUUCUACACUUCGUUUCUUUAGUGGUGGGGCAGGAGGGGGUGGAUCGAGCUUUGUCGGGACGAGACGGUACUCUUCGUCCGAUCUCGUUGGAGAAAUCGUCGCAAUAGCUGGUGGCGGAGGUGGUACGUCACUGUUGAUUAGCUACAGAGUAGACGGUGAAUUUGAUUUAAGUACUCCGGAACUGUACCGGGAGUUUAUAGAUGCAAACCCACUACCCUAUGAUAAUUUCACAAGAGGUGUGUAUGGAAGAAGAGGGAGGGGGGUUGGUGUAGAUAUUAGAGAAGCUGGAGCCGGUGGAGGUUACUCUGAAUCUUUUGAGUUUCGCCAACCAAGCCCCUCGGACGGCAGGGGCCUAAACAUGUCUGAAAACUUUGGAGAAGGUGGUAGGCACUGCUUGGCCGGGGAUGUAACGAUCCCAGAGCGACUACAAAUGGCAACAGGCGGUUUUGGUGGUGGAGGGGGAGGAUGUUUAGAAGGUGGGGGAGGAGGGGGAUUUACGGGCGGUAAUGUGAUUAACGUGACUGAAGUCACCCCUGGAAGUGGAGGUUAUUCGCUUUCAAACUGGCCAAGAGCAAUACUUGACUGGCACGAGGGAGACGGCUAUGUGGACAUAGUGGAGGCAGACUGUGGGUGUGUCCACCGGUGUGAGGUGUAUGAGGAGGAAGACCAGUUCCAGUGUCUCUGUCCCAACGACACUCUACUGGCCCCUGACCUCAGCGAUUGCUUCUACAGAGUGGAGAGGAUAGUUUCCAAGCCAAAUGCCACGAUUGGUGACGAUGUCGAGAGAGAUUUCACCCUGCAAGCCGUCAGCUUUGGCAACAGUUCAUACAUCUUUGGUGUGGAGAUUGGCUGGUCCGUAGCAGUCCCUGGUGGCAAGAGACAGGCAGAAAUCACCGGUGACUUGUGUGUGCUGAUGUUCACUGGAGAGAACGACGAAAUUGUGCUGGUCACAGAGCCAAUAGUAAGAAAGUCUUUGAAUCUAAGUCGAAUCAUCAUCAACAACGGAAGUCUAACUACUACCAACUACACAUCUUUUCUUGACUCUUCAGUGCUUGUGACUGGUGCCAUUAUAGCCAGCACUGGUCCCUGCAUUAUCGAUGAUACCAUUGCUUUUAACAUCAGCACCAGAGACACAGAAAGCCAAGGUGGUGCAGACUUUGCAACGAUACUCUCAGACCUUUAUAAUGAGUCCAGCAAUGCCAACACUCUCCUGCGGCGGGUUCUAAAUCUCCCAGAAGAGGAUGAAGAGGAAACUGAGAGGCAAUAUACCGGUGUUUCUGGAGGUGUUAUUGCUGCUAUAGUCAUUGUUGCAGCCCUAGUGACUGUUGGAGUUAUCGUGGCUUUUACUGUGCCACUGGCACUAUGGAGGAAAAGACGUCGGCCUGAAAAGACUGACGUGGUGUAUCUAGCUGAAGAAAACGGACAAGAUACUCCAGUGGUGCUGGACUACGUGAGGUAUUCCUCGCAGAAGAGACCCAGCGAAGAUCUUCAAGCUAAUCUUGGAUACGAAACCUUGAACUUUGGGGUAACUAAUACACAUUGUGUCAUUUUCUCCAAGUACGUUAUUUUCUGUGGUAUGCGUAGGACAAUGAUGGUGUUUUGGAGGCGAUUGAGGAGAGAGAAAAGUUUGUGUCAAAGUAUGGAGUGAGUGCUACUGGUUUGGACUUCACCGAGUUCAACAGCAGUCGUGCAAACACUGGAAUGAGGAACUGGGAGUAUCCAAGAUCAAAGCUCAUCUUCAUGAGGGACUUGGGAGAAGGGCAGUUCGGGAAAGUCAUGCUCAUGAAGGCCAUGAGCAUUGCGGGCUAUUCUGGUGACCUCCCAGUGGCAGUCAAAACACUGUCCAGCAGAGAUCCCAGCGUCAUCCAGAAAUUCACGGAUGAAACUGAUCUCAUGAAGAAGUUCACUCAUCCUAACAUUGUCAGCCUUCUUGGUGUGUGUAACAUGAGUGUCACGGACGACAGUGCACCUCUCAUGAUUCUGGAGUACAUGCCCUACGGAGACCUGAAAUGCUUUCUGCAGGAUCACAGACCUACAAAAGAAGACCCAGCGUCACCGAUAUCUGAAAGUCACUUCUAUUCAUUUGCCUUGGACGUAUGUCUUGAGAGUUAUAGCUAGCAUAUAUUAUGUUGGUUAUUGCUUAUUUGCUCUGCCCACAGGUCGUAAAGGCCUUGGAGUUUCUUUCGUCGUACAAGUACGUGCACAGAGAUAUGGCAGCAAGAAAUUGUCUUGUUGGAGCAAAUCUGCUCAUCAAGAUUGCAGACUUUGGCCUGGCACGCGGUGUCUAUGACAAGGACUACUACAGAGUAGCUGGGGCAGCAUUUCUACCAGUUCGUUGGAUGGCCCCAGAAUGCCUAAUGUAUGGCGUCUUCUCCACUGCCUCCGAUGUGUGGGCAUAUGGUGUGUUGCUAUGGGAGAUAACAAGCUAUGGGGCGACCCCUCUUAAUGACUAUGACGCACAGGGGGUGGUGGAAAUGGCACAGAACGGCUCCCUCAGACACUCUCAGCCUGUGUCUUGUCCAGAUGAACUGUACAACAUUAUGUGCCAGUGCCACAUUCUGAAUCAAGAAGACAGACCAUCAUUCACUGACCUACGCUCCCUCCUCGAAUCUCACAAUGCUACAUCUCAAAGCUGAACAUAUAGUGUACACUAUAUACAAUCAGCUACCUCCACUCUUUGUAGAGCUUUCAAUAUCAUAGAACAUAGCGUUGAUAUAAAAACAAGGUGGUUCUGAUUUUGACAAACAGCCUAUACACGUAAACUUGCCAUUUCUGCCGUUGGAGCUCGGCGUAUAUAGUAUGGCAAAAACUACAUUUUAUGUCAAUAGUUGGUGGUUCUCCUAGCUGGGUAGCUGGGAGAGGAUGGAGGUGAAAGAAGGUCUUUGGUCUGGGUCGUAGUGGUGGCACUGGGUGAUCAGAGAUGACAGCACUGGAGGUGCCUCUGCAGGUGGAUUGUGUAGGAGGGUCUGAUUGUGUGCAGCCUGCAGCAUGUCUUCAGUGGACAUUCCCAUCAGCGGCACUUCGCCGUAUGUAGCUAUCUCCCACAGCAGAACUCCGUAAGACCAGAUGUCACUGGCAGUAGUGAAAACUCCGUAGAGCAAGCUCUCGGGGGACAUGGCUCUGAUGGGAAGGAUCUGAGUUCCUGCCACUCGGUAGUAGUCCUUGUCGUGGACACCUCGGGCCAGCCCAAAGUCAGCUAUCUUUACCACCAGGUUGGUGCCAACUGCACACAGCAUAGUAACACAAGACUACUUGAUUUUCUAUAGGCUAGCUAGUAAGGUGUAGGCUAGUAAGGUGUAGGCUAGUAAGGUGUAGGCUAGUAAGGUGUAGGCUAGUAA